Melanotaenia boesemani (Boeseman's rainbowfish) is the source of this 2548-nucleotide messenger RNA. RefSeq lists its product as uncharacterized. The transcript is spliced from 5 exons. Gene Ontology annotation, molecular function: zinc ion binding. Lineage: Eukaryota; Metazoa; Chordata; Actinopteri; Atheriniformes; Melanotaeniidae. Bases 203 to 841 code for a protein of 212 amino acids. The record is from RefSeq and is a predicted model, not a curated record.
GCGAUCAGCUGCCAGUGAGUGCAGAAGAAGUGCAGAUUUGCAGUCAUAAAAAUUCUCUUUUGACACGUGAAUUUGUCCCUGGAUGUUUGUGUGUCUGCAGAGAGAGUAAGCAGAGGGUUGUUAACAGGAAGUGGAGGGAGCUGCUGCUGUCUGGAAAUACUCAGAGGAGGCUAGAGGAAGUUUUUCUCUCAACGAGUGAGCAAUGGGCAGUGAGUACCAACCACUGUCUUCUGCAGAGUCGUGCAGAAGUUUGUUUAUAGAGACAUCAGAGUGCUUCAUAUGCAGGGAUGGAGAACUUAAACCCAGCAACCUACUGAGGAAUUUCUGUGACUGCAAGAAUUUAUUGGCCCAUCACAUGUGUCUGUCUGCAUGGAUCCAGAGGGGAUGUGGGAGUGAGGACAGGCUGCGAUGCAUCAUCUGCAAGGCCAAGUACCAGCUGCAGAGGAGUUCUCCGUGGCAGUUGUUGUGUUUCCAGUGGCAGACGUGGCUUGUAUUGAUCACCGCUGUGGUUCUGCUGGGGCUGGUUCCUUAUGUUGUUCACUGCAUGAUGACGGCCUUCACCAACCCUCCUCCACCCAUCACCUUUAAAGUGGCCGCAGUUUCUUUUGGUGUACUGACGGAGCUUCUGCUCAUCAAGUGUGUGUCGAGUUACCUUAGUGGUCGAUACAGGCAGGCUGAGCAGCACGCCUUCACAGUUCAACCCAGAGGCAAUCUGGACCGCUUGGAUCCGUCUGAAGAGGCUUCAGCUGCAGAGGGUCAGGCUCCAUCACCAGCCUCACCCAGUCGGGGAGAGGAGAAGAAAGUGGAUGCGUUAAAGAGUGGGCAUCUCUGCUUUCUCUGAACCAGAGGGAGUUUACAAAAUUUAGAGUGAUAAUAAAUCUUUUCAGUUUGAGAUGUGUCAUACGGUCAUUUGAGGGAUAUCAGUAUAUCUAUGUGAUUUUUGUGAAAUCUUAGACUUUGAAACCUAUUUUUCGUUGUGUCACACAGCCUUGUUUUUCCACAGCAUAAAGCCUGACACUCUCGUUUUAUUCCAGGAGUACAUAAGCACAAAUUACAAAUUGAUGAUAAAAAAGAGAGUGCAUGCAUGUGUGUGUUCAGUCUCAGAGAGGGAAAAAAAAUCAUUCUCCUUCUUUAAUGAUGCCCACACAGAGACAAUGGGGCGCCGCUCUGAUUAGUGUCACCUGUCCUUAUGCAUCUCAUCAGCUCCAUUAUGGCUCCAUCUCCCAUGCUUCUUCUGCUAAUUGAAUAGCCCGUGAAGUGGUGACGAGGACGGGGGCGAGAACAACGUCUGUCCCACUGCUGCUUCAGAAAUGAGAGGAAAGCUUUCAAGAGAGACAUGAGCUGUGGAAACACAAACCAUUAUAAGACAGAUAGAAACGUGCUAACAAGUAGCACUCAUGUUAUAUUACCAUCAUAUCCAGAACAGAUCCUUUUUAUGGAUAACGGCUGCGAAUUAGCAGCUGAUUUAUAUAUUUGGUGAGGGCGCAGCAUCUCUUCCCAGAAUCAUAUUUUUCAUAUAAUUCUUGGUUAGCUUAGCUUAUAAAGGAAAAACAGAGUCAGUGAAGCUUUUCUUUUUAAACUGUAAUUGUGAGAUUGCAACAAAUUGCUUUUACAUGAGCUGUCUUUGAUUUAAGUGCUAGGCAUUCCUUAAAUAUUCAAUUAUUUUUUUAAGGUCCAGAAACUGAAAAAAUAAUUAAAGCUGGAGCUUAGUAACUCCUUUUUUGUCUGUGGCUCUUAGACCUCAAAUUGCUGCUAUUCAGGACUUAAUGCUGCUUUUAUCUACCAGAAAGGCAUUGAUUUUCAAACUUCAGAACCAGGGGGCCUAAAAAUUAAAACAGGAGAGGAAAAAAGGGAAAACAGUCGAAUUUCCUAGAGAGUUUGUCAACCAUGAUUCAAAAGUGCAUCUACCAAGUAAAAGUUCAAUCUUUAGAAAGGUUAUUUUUUAUCUAAUGAAACAAUAUAGAAAGUGUUUAUGUAGUAUUUUUAGCUUUUUUCACUUCACAUGCUGUUGCAAAGUAACAAAAAGUUAUGGCACCUCUGCAGAAAAGUGCUGCUUCAACUUUUAAAGAAAAUACAAAGUUAGAUGCUCCAUAGUCUCAGCAAGCAUGAAGACAUUAUUUUUUCAAACACUUUCUUGGUGUUUGGAACUUGUAAUUAUUUAUAGUAGAAAGAAGUGCUGAAUUCAGGACUAAACUGAGAUUAUACUUGCUUUUAAUCAUUUGUGUGCAUGUUUAUCUUGGCUGCCUUUUGCACUUUGUGUUUGAAGCAUUGUUUGUGCACAUCUUCAUAAAUUCACAAUCUGCAAUCUGUGAAUGACCAGUAGGGGGCAGUGUAAUGAACAAUUUGUUCAGUUGUAAGGUCACAGGACGACCGCAGUAAAAAUGACGGAGAGUUUAAAAGACAAGUUUGUUGAUCAAGUAUAAACUUACCAACAUCUAGAAGUCCCAGGAAUUUUGAUAUCUCCCUAAAGUCCCAGAGAAGGGUCGAAAGACCUUUAGUCCAAACUGACGACUCUGCUGGCAAAAAUUAGCAUCUCUUCAUUUGUAAA